Messenger RNA from Phalaenopsis equestris, 921 nucleotides. Its product is annotated as protein LURP-one-related 5. Lineage: Eukaryota; Viridiplantae; Streptophyta; Magnoliopsida; Asparagales; Orchidaceae. The record is from RefSeq and is a predicted model, not a curated record. The coding region runs from base 67 to 921 and encodes 284 amino acids. The transcript is spliced from 4 exons.
AGCUUUUACUAACAGGACUCGCUGGCCAACAAUAUCAUCGCUUGGAAUCUCAGAAACCAGAACAACAUGCACAACUUUUAUUUAUUUAUUGGAGAUAAAUACAAGCCACGGUUUCCGCCUUUCUCCUAUCCAACUUCAAAACCAAAGCGCUUCUACUCGAUCGGGAAAACAAGGGAAAGGUUGAGCGCUCGGAUCACGGCGGCGAUGGAAGCAGCUGGAAUCAAAGGGGGCAAGGUGAUUGUUGGGAAACAGUACUGUGACAACGAAGAGCGCGAGCUCACGGUGAGGAAAACCUCCGUCUUCUUCUCCGGCGACGGAUUCGCUGCCUACGAUCACCACACAGGAGUUCUAGUCUUCCGCGUCGACACCUACGCACGAGGCCCCGGUGUCGUCAUCGACGAGCUCGUCCUCAUGGAUCCCGUCGGAACUUCAAUCAUCACACUCCGACGAAAGCGGCCAAGCCUUCACAAUCGGUGGGAGGGUUUUCUAGGGGAGCGAGCAGAAGGGCAGAAACCUCUGUUUACCGUGCGGCGGUCCUCUAUCUUCGGGGGUGAUCGCGCCGGAGUGACGGUGGAGGUGCACGGCGGAAGCGGGGCUGGCGAAGGGGUGACCGAUUACCGGGUCGAGGGUUCGUUCGCCGCGCGGUGCUGCAGGGUGAUUUAUGCGGGGGAGGGGGAAGGGGAGGAGGAGGGGGAGGUGGUUGCCGAGAUAAAGAGGAAGGUGGAUCCAUGUGCUCAUGUGAUUCUGGGAAGAGACGUGUUUUGUCUCUCCCUCCGGCCUCGGGUUGACGCCGCCUUUGUCAUGGGGCUAGUCAUUGUGCUCGAUCGAAUCUGCGGGGACGAAGAUGUUGGUGCCGGUGUGGAUCCUGCCGCCGUAGCGGCUGUCGAGGUCGGCUGUCGAGGUGGUGGAUGGGGACUUUGA